CUUUCGUUGCCAUUUGUGUUGAAUAGCAGAAUAGGGAGCCCGCCAACGCCAAGUCCACAUGGCCGGUCAAACACACUGAGUUUCUACUCUCCAACAGUAACACGGGACACAGUAAUUAAGUAGCAGAAGCAGCAGAAACAGAAGAGGAAGAAUAAGAACAAAUAAUGGCGGAUCCAAAUUUGGAAUGCAACAGCACAUUGAUUAUUUUUAACGACAGCACCAGAUGGGCUAAUUAAUUAUAGCACCCUAAAAUAAAACCUCCUAAAAAUCAACCCAAGUUGAGGAUGAAGAGAAAACCUCAUAAACCCGUGAUAUUGAGCUUCUUGUUCCCAAUAACGAGAUCCACCAUUCUCAUCCUCUCCAUGGCUUCCCUCCUCUCCCUCUCGCUCUGCAUCUUCCUCUCCCUCUUUCUUUCAUCCUCCAACGCCCAACUUACCCCCUCCCUCCCUGUCCUUCAAGCAUGCAAGGCCACGCGCUUCCCUCUCAUAUGCCACACCACGCUCAGUUCCGUGACCCAAACAAAUCCUGACCCAACCCCAGUCGAGCUCGUCCAAUCCGCCAUUAAUUCAUCCUACACCAAACUCCACGAUGCCAUCACCAUGAUCUCCUCCCUCUACGAGGACUCCAUCGCCAGCAACCGCACCCGCGCCACCGCGGCCAAGACCUGCAUUCAGAUCCUCCGCUACUCCCGCCGCCGCACUUUCCUCGCCGCCGACGCCGUCCCCCGGAAUGCCACAAAAGACGCCCGCGCAUGGCUCAGCGCCUCCUUGGCCUACCAGUACGGUUGCUGGUCCAGCCUCAAGUAUGCCAACGACACCCUCUCCGUCGCGGAGGCGAUGGUUUUUGUAGAUUCCCUUACCUACAUCACCAGCAACGCCCUCAGCAUGGUCGCAUCCUACGACCUCUUCGGCAACGACACCGCUUCAUGGAGGCCGCCGUUAACGGAGCGUAACGGCUUCUGGGAGCCACCGGUCGCUUCGGGAGGGUUCGGAUCGGGAUAUAAAUUAGGAGUGCCGUCGAAAUUGACGCCAGACGCUACCGUUUGCAAGAACGGGGAUGGUUGUUACAGGACGGUGCAGGAGGCGGUUCACGCGGCGCCGGAUAACCUUAAGGUCGGAGAACGGAUGUUCGUGAUUUACAUAAAGGAAGGGGUAUAUGAAGAGAAGGUCAGGGUUCCGCCGAAGAAGAAGAAUGUGGUGUUCUUGGGCGAUGGAAUGGGCAAAACCAUCAUCACCGGUUCCCGCAGCGUUGGGCUUAUGCCUGGAAUGUCAACCUAUCACUCAGCCACCGUCGGGGUUCUUGGGGAUGGAUUCAUGGCCAAGGAUCUCACCAUCCAGAACACGGCUGGUGCUGAUGCGCACCAGGCGGUGGCCUUCCGAUCGGACAGUGAUCUUUCCGUCAUUGAGAAUUGCGAGUUCAUUGGCAACCAAGACACACUAUAUGCUCAAACCUUGCGCCAGUUUUACAAAAAUUGCCGGAUCAUUGGCAAUGUGGAUUUCAUCUUCGGAAACUCGGCGUCAAUCUUCCAAGACUGCGAAAUCCUGGUCAAGCCGAGGAUAGUCGAUCCGGAGAAGGGAGAGACCAAUGCCAUCACGGCACAGGGCAGGACGGACCCUGGUCAGUCGACCGGCUUUGUUUUCUGGAAUUGCUCGUUUAAUGGCACUGAGGAAUAUAUGGCAUUGUAUCACAGCAAGCCUCAAGCACACAAGAACUAUCUAGGUAGGCCAUGGAAGGAGUAUGCUAGGACAGUAUUCAUUAAUUCAACCUUGGAAGCCCUGAUUGCACCGGAGGGUUGGAUGCCUUGGAGCGGGGACUUUGCGCUGUUGACGCUAUACUAUGGAGAAUUCGAGAACUCAGGACCCGGUUCGGAUUUGGCUAAAAGAGUUCCAUGGAGCAGCAGGAUCCCCAGUGAGCAUGUGGAUACUUACUCAGCUCAGAAUUUCAUUCAAGGAACUCAUUGGAUUCCGUCAUCUCUGUGAUUAGCUCAUCUUAGGAGAGGGAUGAUAGAGCAAGGGAGAGGAGGAGGCAUUGAUCGUAAUGGGGAAAAAAUUUUGCAUUUUUUUUGUUCAAUCAUGUUAGGUAUGCACCAAAAUCCACUAUCAGUGUAGAAUAUACAUUUAAAUACAAACUAUAUACUAAAAAUAAAUUAAACCACUCAUGUAUUUAUAUACAAAUACAUAGUGACUGAUUUGGUA
Molecule: messenger RNA, 2195 nt
Organism: Arachis duranensis
Lineage: Eukaryota; Viridiplantae; Streptophyta; Magnoliopsida; Fabales; Fabaceae
Product: probable pectinesterase/pectinesterase inhibitor 51
Exons: 2
Coding region: 285-1979 (564 amino acids)
Biological process (GO): cell wall modification
Molecular function (GO): pectinesterase inhibitor activity; pectinesterase activity
Source: RefSeq, a predicted model, not a curated record